AGAUUAUAAAAAUAUUGUAAGAAAGUUUUAUGACCUUACUAUACUACCUUAAGUGAGUUAUUCAAGUCCGAGUUUACUACAUCAUACACAAUUUAUGCAUGGAUGGUAUAUAUAUGUGUAUAUACAUACUUAUAAAUAGCCUAUCUUAUCUACUGCACCUUUCUUUACUGUUUUGCUCGUGUGGUGUAUGAUAAGCUUUUCGUAACCAAACACGCAAGAUGGCGGACAUUGCUUACUAGGCCCAGAUUGGCAAACAAGAGAACGUGGGUUUAUAUUGAAUUAUAUUUAAAUAUCUGCUUGUGAAGAUAAGGGCGAAAUUUGUCUGUUUACCGCAAGUUAAACAAAAGUUUGACUCUAACAAAAUGAGUAUUAUAGCAAUAGCAACUGCAUCUAGUACAGAAAUUCUUAAUCUUGACGAAUUUGUUUCACCGGAAACUAUAAAUCGUGCAGUGUUGCAAUUAAUUUUAUCAAUGGAUGACCAACUGUACCCUCAACAAAUGUCACAGGAAACAAUUACUGGUACAAGUUUGCAGUCUGGUUCUACAUCUGGUAAUGUUAAAGACUGGCAUAAAAUAGUUCAGCACCAACUAGUACUUAUAUUCCACGCUCACAAAUGUCUGCAACAAGAUCAGCAAGCUAAUGGUGACAUACAGAUAUGUUCACUAGUACAAUGCAAUCCUACAAAAAAUACUUUAAUUCACAUGACAACCUGCAAAAGUGGCAAGGACUGCACGUUACCAAACUGCGAUUCAUUUAGAAGUAUUAUCACUCAUUGGAAGACAUGUCUAAAUAAUGACUGCCCUGUUUGCUCACCAUUAAGACAAAUAGCAAAAAAUAAAGUCGCUGAUCUUCCUGAGGGAGCACAAUCUCAUCAACCUGAAGUUAAAUCAGGAAUCAAUCAAAGGGCGUAUAGUCAAGGACCGCAAAAUAUAUCUAACGUAUCUUUUUCAGCCAGUUCUACUACAAAAAAUCAAGCUAUUAAUAUUAAUCAAUCAAGCUCAGUAACGGAAUCAGUAGCGACUGAUAAUCUGCAGCAACAAUCUUUAAAUCCGAAUGAAACUGAUGCAAUUAAUAUAAAUCAAGCCGCAUACUCACAAGUUGACAUUGGGCUAGUGCAAGGACCUGAAGAAUGUCAUAAAUUAGUGGCAGCAGAUAUUAGAGAAGGGAAUGUUAAUAAAUUGGUUCAAGCAAUGUUUCCAGUUGCUGAUCCAGAAUCAAUCCUUGAUACAAGAUUAAAUAACUUAUUGAAUUAUGCUAAACAUAUUGAAGCUGACAUCUAUGAUCAAGCUAAUUCGAUAUUCGAAUAUAAUCAUUUAGUAGCAAACAAAAUUAUUGAAACUCGAAAAGAAUUCGAGGAAAGAUUUCAAAAACGAGACACUCAAACUCCAGACCAAUCGAUAGUUAAUUAUGGACAGCUAUUUAAUGCAACUAAUCCAUUUAUUUCAAAUUCGCAAACUGUAGCUGUAGGUAGUAAUCAGGCUACUUCAGUAGAAGGUUCAAACUAUAUUGCAGCAGCAGCGAUGUCUGCAAUUCCUCAAGAAUCAAAUGAAAUUAUGGAUCAAUUAUUUGGCUUUAAUGACUUCAACCAGUCUACUACUUUAAAUGGAAAUCGUUUGCCAAAUUUUCAACUGCCAGAUGGUCUUACACCAGAACAAGUAUCAGCUACACCAGUAGAAGAAACUAAAGAAUGGCAGCGAGUUAUGACGCUAGAUAUUAGAAAUUAUCUUGUUCGUAAAUUAUUUAAUGUCAUUUUUGCAAAUCGUAAUCCAGUAACGUUUUUUAAUAGAUUGAAUAAUUUAGUAUGUUAUGUAAAAAAACUUGAACUUGAUUUAUAUGAAAUGGCUAAUUCGAGAUUAGAGUACUAUAAUUUAUUGGGGGAAAAAAUUUAUAAAAUUCAAAAAGAAAUGAAUGAAAAACGUCAAAAUCGUACGGAAAUGCAAUUAGCUCAGCAGCAACAGCACUCCCAAUCACAGAUUGCGGGUAGUUCUGGAUAUCAAACUUUUUCGACUUUGCAAAACUUUUCUCAAGCAGCAGGACCAUCUAGUUCUGUCAAUUAUCCAGCGGGCAUUAACCAAUUUCACAAUACUCAAGGAUCAAUGCCCCAAGUUUUCGGAUUUUGAACUAUUGCAUUUUCCUAGAGCUCAAUAACUGCUGUAUUUUUAAAAAGACGUAAAUUUUUAUUGAAAAUUAUGACACAAAACAAUUUAAUAUUUUUUUAAAUUUAUAUUCAGCAGUAGUCUAAUAACGAGCAAAUAAUAAAUCGUAAAAACGUUCGUUGUGAUAUUGCUAAUUCAUGUUUAACACUUUAACUUACAUGACAUGGAUAAAAAUAAGCCUGUUUAUUUUGACGUGAGUCAGUAACAAUUUGAUAAACUUUGUGUAAUGUACUAUUCUGUACUAGAGAUGAAUAACCUUUGGACUUGAAUUUGCAUGACGAUCUAAAAGUAAAGUUGGAUGGUAAGUUGACGUCAGUGUACUGCCGCAACUUAUCGUAAAGUUUAAUGCAAAAAAUAAGGUGCAUUAUAAAUUGACAGCAACUUUCUGGGGACCAAUAAAGUCGAUCGCAACGAAAUAACACCAACUCUUCUUGUGACUAUUGUUAUAUUGUCUGAUGUCGACUGGCUCCAACUACUGAGUCUCUUAAUUUUAAUACAAGAAAUUGUAAAAAAUAUAAUGUGGGGCAUGAGAUAAAAAACGAUUUCAGACUUGGUGUGAUGCUAGUUAACUUCACCCUCAUCUAAAAUUGUCUGUUUUUAUCCGUUGUCAUACAAUAUUCUAUUUUAUAUUUCUUAUAAUUAUAAAUUUUUAAAUAAAUAGUAAAAUACAAUAUUAUUUAGACUAUAUGUCGGACUAGGUAUAGUUCCUGUUAUGACUUUUUUUAUAUAACAUUUCCGUGUAAAAAAAUUCAUUCCAUCAUUUGUCGAAAACAUUUAUAAAAACAAAGUUACGAAAGGUUUAGAUAAUUAUGAACUUUGAGUGGAUUAUAUUUUGAAUUUAAAGAAAACAAGAGAAAAAAAAUUGAAAUAUCGUGACUUUUUUUGAACAGUUCAGAUAAAGGUAAAAAAACGUUGAUAAUUUAUUUAAAAGUCUUUUUUUUUAACGUUUUCUAAACCGAAAAAAAUCUUAAACUAAAUUAUAUUAGCUUGAAAAAUUUUGAAAAACGUCUCUAGAAAGUACUCACUUAAAAAUUUUUUUGAUUCUGAGAAUAAUCAUCUCAAAGUUUAAAAUCGUCUCGGAUUUAUAAGUUCACUGUUGUAAAAAUUUCCGGAAAAUUUUUUUUAAACGUGUUACUGUAAAAAUAUAUUUUUUUUUUGUGCAAUGUGAAAUGUUAGUGAAUACUUCAAUUAAUUCUUAAUAUUUGAAUUAACGAUGUCAAAGUACAAUGAUGUUAACGCUUUAUAUUGAUAAGUAAUACGAUAAUUAUUUUAUAUAUUUAUUAAAUAUAAUAUUCUUACUAAGAUUUAUAGUAUAUCGCCAAAAUGAAUUGUAUUUAAUUGAUUUAAAGUUCAACCUAUAAUUGA
Messenger RNA from Microplitis demolitor, 3521 nucleotides. Its product is annotated as CREB-binding protein. Lineage: Eukaryota; Metazoa; Arthropoda; Insecta; Hymenoptera; Braconidae. The record is from RefSeq and is a predicted model, not a curated record. The transcript is spliced from 5 exons. Gene Ontology annotation, biological process: positive regulation of transcription by RNA polymerase II. Gene Ontology annotation, molecular function: chromatin DNA binding; histone acetyltransferase activity; transcription coactivator activity. Gene Ontology annotation, cellular component: transcription regulator complex; histone acetyltransferase complex. Bases 363 to 2120 code for a protein of 585 amino acids.